GCACUGCAAAAGCUUCGUACCAUUCAGCCUAAAACCUUAUCCGAAACAAAUGGAAUUGCUGGAUUCGAUGGUAGUGAAGUUUCACAUGAAAUGGAUAUUGAUUCUAUCAGAGCUAGAGGGUAUGUUUCUUAUUUCAUUCUAGCUGUUAUCCUUGCGGUAUUUUUGAUUUUUAUUAACUUUUCAACUUUUCAUUUAAAUUUUAAAGACAAAUUUUUUAAAUCCUUUUUCAGUUUUAUGAAAUAUCGAUAUAAAUAUUAUCCACUGAGAAAUCUGGAUCAGAUAAUCUUCGAUGUUAUAAAAAAUAAGAUUCCUUCUGGGCUAUUAUUGGACUCAUUAGGAAAAAAACUGAAGCAUACAAUUCCAAAUUGCGAACUCCAUCGCAUUAAAACUUUGGCGAAUGUAAUAGACUUCUAUCGGCUGCCUGUGAAAAAUUUAACUGAAUAUGACAGUAUGGUCCGUGGUGAAAAUGGCGAUUUGCCAAAAAACCUUUAUAUGCUUGAAAAUCCUGUGCGUUUUCAUCCAGAAGAUAAGGAAUCCUAUCACGGAGGUAUAACGGCAUAUCCUGGUGUGGGAGGAGCUGUAUUUGGCAUACGUAAUCAACGAAUAUACAGGCAGUUUCAACCCAAAAAAGAUUGGUUCGAUUAUGAAGAUCAGACUUUCAAUUUUAAACGGCCAGAUGCAAAUAUGCCGUGGAAUACAGAGAUUGCCGAAAAAAUGGACCGUUAUCCAAACUUGAAAUAUAAUUUAAAAUUAAAAGGUUUUAGACGACUUGGGCCUCCCAAAUAG
This is a messenger RNA of Dracunculus medinensis (Guinea worm), 786 nucleotides long. Lineage: Eukaryota; Metazoa; Nematoda; Chromadorea; Rhabditida; Dracunculidae. The record is from the annotation of a GenBank genome assembly.